CGAAGCGGUCGUUUCAGGACGCUUGCACUGGGCGAACCGUCGGCGAACGCGCCGGCGCCGCCGUCGGCGAUGGAUCACGACGAGGACCGGUCUCUGUCCCUGGGGACGGAGGUGUCGGCCUCCGUGCCCCCGCCGAGCCCGCUCACGGGAUGCUACCUGCUGGCCGUCAUCGGCGAGCCCCACACUCAUGAGCACAAGGAGAUCAUACUGCAGCGGCUCGUCAAAGGGCUACUGUCAUGGGACUCCAACGAGCACCAGGUCGACCUGGAGAAGGAGCUGGCUACCCUCUCGGCACAGGCACCCGAGGGGGAGGAAGCCAGAUAUGGAGAGAGACUCAUUCAGUACGCGUCCGAGAACCUCGUGACGGAGAUCCUGAUUCACCCUCAGAUGAACACGCUGAUGCAGUGCAUGAGGAACCUGCUCAGCUCAUUCACGCGCCACCGCCACCUGGUGCACGCUGGAUACACAUUUGCCGGAAACGGCUCCUGGAUUAUGCAAGACGGGACAUUCUCCCUAUCGGACUUUACUGACGCUUACCAAGAGAACGAGGUGCAGCGCGUGGUACGCGCUUAUGAGAACUCGAUCUCAAUCGACAUCCACUGCUCCACCGGCGGCGGCGAGUGGCACAAGCUGCCAGAGAUGCCCUUCGCCAAACAUUGCAAGAUACGCGUCAACCCCACGGAUAUACUCGACUCUGGCUCUCAGGCCAUCAAGGACUUUAUCUCAUACCUGAACCCCUAUGUGGUGCCAGCCAAUCUGGAACAGCUGCUGGUCUCCAGCGACGUGGUCGGCAACAUACGAUUCAGCCACCCCACUCUAUACGUGUUCCCUGGAGGACAAGGAGAUGCUGCGCUUUUCGGCAUCAACGGAUUUAAUAUGCUAGUGGACGGCGGCUUCUCGCGCAAGGCGUGCUGGUGGGACUUCGCGCGGCACUUGGACCGCUUAGACGCCGUGCUGUUCACCCGCAUCAACAACUGCUCAGUGGCGGGCAUGGCGUCCGUGCUGCACCGCAAAGCCACGGCCAGCGUCUACCCGCAAAUUGGACAUUUCUUUUGCAACCUCGAAGAGCGACGCGCACUGGCCAGCCCGGACGGUGACAAAGACUCAGACCCCCUGCUGGUGUCCCUACUGCAGACCGGCUCCGACAUGAUGACCGACCUCCGGCAUCUGAACCUCAAGCCGCAGCUCUGCUACAGGAGCCCUGAUCCCAUAAACCUAUACCAUAAAGUUGGACAUGGGACAUUGGACAUGUACGUCCUCAAUCCGUCCAAAGAUUCAAAAUAUGUUCGUGAAUUCCUCAAGCGAUGGCAUAAUAGUGAACAAAAAUUAUUCGAAGGAGCCAGUAUAUCGGGACAAUUUAAUUUUCCUAUUCCAAAUUUAGUGUCGAUAUGUGCGCUUUUAGUAUGGAGGCCAGCGAACCCCGACGACACUAUUACUAGAAUAAUGUUCCCAGGAUCGACGCCUCAGCACAAAAUAUUUGAAGGACUAGAAAAGUUAAGACAUUUGGAAUUCCUUCAACAUCCCAGUUACACAGGAAGGCAGAUGUUACCCACAGCUCCGGCAACUACAACGACCACCGUAACAACAUCCGUAAAACCGUCAAAACAACCACUAACAAAAGUCCCUAAAGAAAGAAGUAUUAUUUCUGAAAGGAAAGAUGAAAAGGCUAUUGAUACAGAACCCAUAACGUCUAAAGUAAUUAAAGACGAAACCGAUUCUAAAAAUAUUAUUGACAAUAAAUUAUUAAGCGAACUUGUAGAUGGAUACGAUAAAAAAAUUGAGUCAGUAUUACAUGAAGCUAUUAAUGCUAGAGUAGAUACCAAAUUAGAUGAUAAGUUUGCUCAGUACGAGAGCACGGUGUUAGAUGGUUUACCUAAAAAGAAAGAUUUGAAGAAAAAAGUAACUGAUAAGAAAAGUAAACGUACUGAUAAGACUGAUGAUGUAAAAGAUAAUAUUUUAAAAUCUUCCGAAUUAAAAAAGCCUGAAAUUGAUAAACCAAAAACUGAACUGAGGAAAAAACAUGAAAAAACGAAAACUGAUACGUCGACAACAAUGAUAAAAAGCAAAUUGAGCGCUCGAACAGCAAUGAAAUCAAGUGAUAAAAAAAUAACAACAGCUACUAUUGAUAGAAAAGGGACUCUUGAUGACAAGAAAUCACCUCCUACUACACCGAAAAAAAUAGUAGACAUGAAAGCAGUGCCUACGCCACUACCCGUAAAAGAUAAAGUUAGGGUUAAAACUAGAAAAGUUAGUCCAAGUAGUACACCAGCUAAAAGCACGAAAGAAGCGAAUAAUCGACGAGUGGUUGAAUCUAAAUAUAAACAAGGCUCACCUAAGCGAGAUUUGACUCAAAAAACCCAAGACAAAAAAGAACCAAAAAUAAAGCGAGAACCCAUUUCUCGUAGGCCCAGGCCAAUAGCUUCACCUAUCAAGGGAAUGAAAGCAUUAAAAAGUCCAUCGAAGACAAUGAAAACAAUGAAAGCUGACACAUCUAAGUUAAAAGGUCUGCAGAGGGUUAAUUAUGAAGACAUAUUGAAAGAAGCUAAAAAAUCAGAUGAGGAUACUUCCAAAUCUUUAGAUGAUAUCAAGCAACAAGAAUUGGAUGAAAGAGAAGAACAAGAAAUUGUAAGGGAAAUUGAGGCUGUGUUUAACAGAGACAGUGAAGCAGAAGAAAAAAAUGAAUUUGUUGGGAGAUCGGAUAUAGAAAAAAUAACAUGUUUAAUAGAUGAUGCUAAAACAGAAACAAUUGCUGAUGGAGAUUUCGAAGAAGAAUAUCUCAUAAUAGAAAAAGAAGAAGUUGACCAAUAUACUGAGGAAUCCUUAGCUGAUAAAGAAGGUGUAAUUGAAGUUGAAGGUGAAUUACAUAAACAUAUGAAAGAUAAAGAAGAAUCCGAAAAGAUAAAAACUGAAGAACAUAAGGAUGGUGUAAAAGAGAUAACAAAGACUGAAAUAUUUAUUGAAAAAGAAGCUAAAGGAUCAGAAUCGAAAGAUCAAUCAAUAAGCGUGGAAGAAAAACAAGAUAUCAGCAGUGAAAAGAAAACAUCUGAAACCAAAAGUGGCUUUGCCAAACCGAAAAGUUCUCUUGAGAAUAUAGUUCAAGAAUCACAUCCAGAUGAAAAAAUAUCAACAACUAUUGAGUCAGGUGCAACUACAGCACCAACGCUUCCUGAAGAUGAACGCAUUCCUCUAGAUGAUAUCAAAGAAGAUUAUCAAGUCGAAGAAAAACAUAUAAAAGAAGAUACAAAAGAAAUCAUGCAUCAACAAGCGCUCAUUGGUUUCCACAGACCGGUUUCCAUUGAAAAAAGUCCUAAAAAAGAACCGCAACCAACGCCCAUACGAGAAAUCGUUAAAACUCCAGAUGAAGUUGCUGAUUUACCCUUACACGAAGAAGUUGACUACCGAAUCUAUGAUGAGAAAAAAACCCCCGGGGAAGAGGAUUAUAAAGGAAAACAUGAUAUUGGGUUUCAGCAUGGAAUAAAAGUACCGAAUGAUUUGCCACUUUUUGAUAAAGAAUCAUCGGUGCCAUUAAAAACUAUUCAAGAUGACAUAAUUGUUCAAACAGCUCAGCGUCCAUCACAUGCUGAGCUUGUCACUGUAACGCCUGGCUCAGCGCCCGAGUCUCCAAUGUAUCAUGAACAAAUAAAAAUGACAAUAUUGUCUGGACAAGAAUUAGAACCCGUUAAGGAAUAUGAUUCUUCUGCCUUUAAUUAUGGUCAAUAUACAGAAAAAUUAAGAGAAACUCAUAUAACCACCGUUCAUUCACCGAUUAAAGAUGAUUUAGCACUCACAGAAGAGAUUGCUUCAAUGCCGGUGAAAAUUCCAUCAAUACCAGAAGACGUUGAAAAAGAAAUAGAAGAAGCAAGUAAAUUAGACAUCUCAGAAAAACCUCUUUUAAGCCCAAAAGAUGUUGAAAAAAUUGUAGCUGAUGUUGCUGAAGUGUUAAAAUCUGACAAAAGCUUAGACGAACUUAUAGCGGAAAAGUCCCCAAUGCUUCGAAAAUCUCCUGAAAUAUUUAGCUCAUUCAAUAUAGCUGAUAAAGCAGUCGAAAAAAUAUUGUUAAGUGAAACCGACAUAACAGGAGAGAAACAACCAAUAAAAGACAUUAAAUUCACUAAAACUGCAGAAAAAGUUAAAGAAGAAAAAAUAAAAGAUGAACUUCCUGCUCCUGAUUACUUAGAAGAAGACCAAAGAAUAGGGAAAGAAAUAUCUCCUGUAAGAUCUCUCACAUCAGAAGAUAUAAGUGAUUUAUCUGAUAAAACAGUUUUAUGUGAAAGUAAAAGAGUCAAACGUUAUACCAAAGAAGACAAAGAAAAGGAUAAAGCUUUAGAAACUACAACUAAAAGUUCAACUCAAGUAAAUGGAUUUGGUGCUAAUGCACAAAAACAUGUUCAAACCAAUUACGGUCUUGAUGAUAGCAAAUCAGAGAUAAAAUUGAGUGUUACGUUGGAUUCCGCAAAAACUUUGGAAAAGCUUGAAGAAAAAAUUGCAGAUCUUAAGAAAAAAGAAGAAAAGACAGUUGAAACAUCUGUUUCAGCAAUUUUACUAAAAGAUGACAAAAAAGAAGUUGUUCAAAAGUUAAAGGAAGAUAUCACCAUUGAAACCUCUAUUUUAAAACAGCAACACGAAACCGACCUCAGUAAAGCUCUUGAGAAAGAACCUGCCACUGAAGUCGAAAAACAUGUAAUGCUUGAUAAACAAGGCGAAAUAACAGAUACUAGUUUAGAAAUAACUACAUCUAUAAAGAAUUUGGAUGUAUUAGCAAAUCCUGAUAUCAUUCAAGAUAUAAAGGAUUAUCCAAAACCUAUUUCAUUUGAUAAUACAUUAAAAAUAAAGUCGCAUAUCGAUUCUGGCAAACUUGAUGAUAAGCAAGUAAGUUCAGAAAAAGAUAUGACUAAAAUUUCAAAAGAUGGCGAAAAACUUUCAAAGGUUGAUGGUGAUAAAGUUAAAGAUUUAAAGCCUGAAGAAAAGAAAAAGGAAAGCAAAUCUAUGAUAAGUAGUUUCAUGAAUAAAUUUGAUGAAAAAAUUAGCAAAGCUAAAGAAUAUCUUACCAAAAAGACUGAAAAAACUUUUGAACAAAAUGAUAACUUAGAAGAAAAAGCAUCUCCUACAACAUUAGAUAUCCAACUCCCAGAAUCAACCUAUGAAGAUCAUACCCCGGUAACAAAAGAAUAUGAUGAUGCUAUUUUAUCAAAAGUACAAUUAUACGAACAUUAUAUGAUUGCACUAGUUUCAUCUCAAAAAGAUAUUGAAGAAGAGCUAAUAAAGUAUACUAUCUCCGGUGACCCAAAAGAAAAUGUCAAUAUAAAAAGAGAAAAUAUAAAAAUAGAUGACGAAAUUAUCUUGCGAACAACAGUCACUAGAAUAAUAACAACAAAAUAUGCAAAUAAUAAUGGCGUUAUUCAAAAGAUCAAAUCCGUCACUAUAAUAACAAUAACUGAUACCCGAUCUGGUGGAAAGUCUUCAUUAAAAAUUGAUGGUAAUACGACUUUAAGAGAAGUAGAAGAUAUUGAAUCGAAUAAGACCAAAGAAUUCAAUAUAGAAGAAGAUACAACAAGUGAAGAACAUCAUGAAGAACAAUCUCUUUAUAUCAAAGGCGAAGUAGUGAUCCAAAAAACGAAUACUAAAACUACUAAAACUAUCUUAAGAAAAUCUAAAAGUUUGAAAAAAAUAAUGAAAACAACUCUCGAAAUAGAAACAGACUUAAUCUUUGAAAAUAAUGUAAAAGAAAAUAUCAAAACAACGAAAGUUUGCAUUCAUGAUUACAAUACAUCAAGCAAGGAAUUAACUAAUGAAAAGGUUGUCAAGAUAUUUGUUUUAUCACAAAAGUCGAUUACAGAUGCGUCUGUAUUGCCAGCUCAGUUACCAGAUAUAUAUUCAGUUCAAAAACAAAUAAACGAAAUGACUCAAUUAUCAAGCUUUCCGGAAGAAGACGAAAGCGUAGCUAAAGCGUUACUGAACAAACAACUUAUUAAAAAUGAAAUAUCACUUAACAAAGAAAGUCCGAUGAAAGAGGCACUUAGUCCUGAGAAAAUGUCAGGGAAAAGGGUGUCACCUGAAAAGGAGGCUAAACCAUCUAGUUCAAUCGAAGACGAUCAUAAAAUACCUGUCGCUGAUAAACUACUGGAAAAACAACCAAGUCCACCAAAAGAAGUUCUUAGUGCUCCGAAAGAAUCAGAAAAAGAAGUGACACCUGAAAAGGAGACAAAAGCCACUACUCCAGUCAAGGACGAUGACAAAAUGACUUUUGUUGAUAAACCAUGGGAAAAACAACCCAGUCCAAUGAAACAAGCACUAAGUCCUGAAAAAGCAACACAAAAAAAAGUGUCACUUGAAGAGGAGGCAAAAUCAACUAGUCCAAUCACGAAACAAGAAAACCUGCCCGUUGCUGAAAAACCAUUGGGCAAGGAAAGGAGUCCACUGAAAGAACCACUUAGUCCUAAAAAAGAAUCAGACAAAAAAGCAACUCCUGAAAAAGAGGCUAAAGCAUCUACCCCAGUCAAGGACGAUGGUAAAAUGCCAGUAACUGAUAAACCACGGGAAAAGGAACCAAGUCCACCAGAAGAGGUUCUUAGUACUAAGAAAGAAUCAGAGAAAGAAGCGACACCUGAAAAAGAAGCAAAAGCACCUACCCCAGUCAAGGACGUUGGCAAAUUGCAUGAAGCUGAAAAACUAUUGGAAAAGGAAUUAAGUCCACCAAAAGAGGUACCAAGUUCUGAAAACGUGUCACCUGAAAAGGAGAGAAAAUCACCUAGUCCAAUUACGGAAAAAGAAAAACUGCCUGUUGAUGAAGGACAAUUGGGCAAGGAACCAAGUCCACCGAAAGAGGUUCUUUGUCCUGAGAAAGAAUCAGAGAAAGAAGCAACACCUGAAAAGGACGUAAUAGCACCUACCCCAGUCAAGGACGAUGACAAAUUGCAUGAAGAUGAAAAAUCAAUGGAAAAGGAACCAAGUCCACCAAAAGAGGAACUUAUUUCUGAAAAAGUGUCACCUGAAAAGGACACAAAAUCACCUAGUCCUAUUACGGAAAAAGAAAAACUGCAUGUUGCUGAUAAAACUUUGGGCAAGGAACCAAGUCCACCAAAAGACCUUAUUAGUCCUGAGAAAGAAUCAGAGAAAGAAGCAACACCUGAGAAGGAGGAAAAAUCACCCACCCCAGUCAAGGACGUUGACAAAUUGCAUAAAGAUGAAAAACCAUUGGAAAAGGAACCAAGUCCACCGAAAGAGGUACUUAGUUCUGAAAAAGUGUCACCUGAAACGGAGACAAAAUCCCCUAGUCAAAUCACUGACACAGAAAAACUGCUUAUUGAUGUAGGAUCAUUGGGCAAGGAACACAGUCCACCAAAAGAGGUUCUUGGUCCUAAGAAAGAAUCAGAGCGGCAAGCGACACCUGAAAAGGAGGCAAAAGCACCUACCACAGUCAAGGACGAUGGCAAAUUGCAUGAAGCUGAAAAACCAUUGGAAAAGGAGCCAAGGCCACCAAAAGAGGCACUUAGUUCUGAAAAAGUGUCACCGGAAAAGGAGACAAAAUCACCUAGUCCAAUUACGGAAAAAGAAAACCUGCCUGUUGCCGCAAAACCGUUGGACAAGGAACCAAGUCCACUAAAAGAGGUUCUUAGUUCUGAGGAAGAAUCAGAAAAAGAAGCGUCACCUGAAAAGGAAGCAAAAGCACCUACCCCAGACAAGGACGGUGGCAAAUUGCUUGAAGCUGCAAAACUUUUGGAAAUGGAACCCAUUCCACCGAAAGAGGUACUAAGUUAUGAAAAAUCGUCACCUGAAAAGGAGCCAAAAUCACCUAGUCCAAUUACGGAAAAAGAAAAACUGCCUGUUGCUGAAGAACCAUUUGGCAAGGAACCAAGUCCACCAAAAGAGGUACUUAGUUCUGACAAAGUGUCACCUAAGAAGGACACGAAAUCACCUAUUCUUAUCACGGAAAAAGAAAAACUGCCUGUUGCCGCAGAACCAUUGGGCAAGGAACCAAGUCCACCAAAGGAGUUUCCUAGUCCUAAGAAAGAAUCAGAGCGAGAAGCGACACCUGAAAAGGAGGCAAAAGCACCUAUCCCAGUCAAGGACGUUGGCAAAUUGCAUGAAGCUGAAAAACUAUUGGAAAAGGAAUUAAGUCCACCGAAAGAGGUACCAAGUUCUGAAAAAGUGUCACCUGAAAAGGAGAGAAAAUCACCUAGUCCACUUACGGAAAAAGAAAAACUACCUGUUGAUGAAGGACAAUUGGGCAAGGAACCAAGUCCACCGAAAGAGGUUCUUUGUCCUGAGAAGGAAUCAGAGAAAGAAGCAACACCUGAAAAGGACGUAAUAGCACCUACCCCAGUCAAGGACGAUGACAAAUUGCAUGAAGAUGAAAAACCAUUGGAAAAGGAACCAAGUCCACCAAAAGAGGAACUUAUUUCUGAAAAAGUGUCACCUGAAAAGGACACAAAAUCACCUAGUCCUAUUACGAAAAAAGAAAAACUGCAUGUUGCUGAUAAAACUUUGGGCAAAGAACCAAGUCCACCAAAAGACGUUAUUAGUCCUGAGAAAGAAUCAGAGAAAGAAGCAACACCUGAGAAGGAGGAAAAAUCACCCACCCCAGUCAAGGACGUUGACAAAUUGCAUAAAGAUGAAAAACCAUUGGAAAAGGAACCAAGUCCACCGAAAGAGGUACUUAGUUCUGAAAAAGUGUCACCUGAAAAGGAGACAAAAUCCCCUAGUCAAAUCACUGACACAGAAAAACUGCUUAUUGAUGUAGGAUCAUUGGGCAAGGAACACAGUCCACCAAAAGAGGUUCUUGGUCCUGAGAAAGAAUCAGAGUGGGAAGCGACACCUGAAAAGGAGGCAAAAGCACCUACCACAGUCAAGGACGAUGGCGAAUUGCUUAAAGCUGAAAAACCAUUGGAAAAGGAACCCAGUACACCGAAAGAGGUACUAAGUUAUGACAACUCGUCAACUGAAAAGGAGACAAAACCACCUAGUCUAAUUACGGAAAAAGAAAAACUGCCUGUUGCUAAAGAACCAUUGGGCAAGGAACCAAGUCCAUCGAAAGAGGAACUAAGUUCUGAAAAAGUGUCACCUGAAAAGGACACGAAAUCACCUAUUCUUAUCACGGAAAAAGAAAAACUGCCUGUUGCCGCAGAACCAUUGGGCAAGGAACCAAGUCCACCAAAGGAGGUUCCUAGUCCUAAGAAAGAAUCAAAGAAAGAAGCGACACCUGAAAAGGAGGCAAAAGCACCUACCCCAGUCAAGGAUGUUGACCAAUUGCAUGAAUCUCAGAAAACAUUGGAAAAGGAACCAAGUCCACCGAAAGAAAUACUUAGUUCUGAAAAAGUGUCACCAGAAAAGAAGGCAAUAUCACCUAGUCCAAUCACAGAAAUAGAAAAACUGUCUUUUGCGGAAGAACAAUUGGGAAAGGAACCAAGUCCACCAAAAGACGUUAUUAGUCCUGAGAAAGAAUCAGAGAAAGAAACAACACCUGAAAAGGAGGUAAAAGCAACUACCCCAGUCAAGGACGUUGACCAAUUGCAUGAAGAUGAAAAACCAUUGGAAAAGGAACCAAGUCCACCGAAAGAAGAAGUUAGUUCUGAGAAAGUGUCACCUGAAAAGGAGACGAAAUCACCUAUUCUUAUCACGGAUAAAGAAAAACUGCCUGUUGUCGCAGAAACAUUGGACAAGGAACCAAGUCCACCAAAGGAGGUUCUUAGUCCAAAGAAAGAAUCAGAGCGUGAAGCGAAACCUGAAAAGGAGGCAAAAGCACCUACCCCAGUCAAGGAUGUUGACCAAUUGCAUGAAUCUCAGAAAACAUUGGAAAAGGAACCAAGUCCACCGAAAGAAAUACUUAGUUCUGAAAAAGUGUCACCAGAAAAGAAGACAAUAUCACCUAGUCCAAUCACAGAAAUAGAAAAACUGUCUUUUGCGGAAGAACAAUUGGGAAAGGAACCAAGUCCACCAAAAGACGUUAUUAGUCCUGAGAAAGAAUCAGAGAAAGAAACAACACCUGAAAAGGAGGUAAAAGCAACUACCCCAGUCAAGGACGUUGACCAAUUGCAUGAAGAUGAAAAACCAUUGGAAAAGGAACCAAGUCCACCGAAAGAAGAAGUUAGUUCUGAGAAAGUGUCACCUGAAAAGGAGACGAAAUCACCUAUUCUUAUCACGGAUAAAGAAAAACUGCCUGUUGCCGCAGAACCAUUGGACAAGGAACCAAGUCCACCAAAGGAGGUUCUUAGUCCUAAGCAAGAAUCAAAGCGUGAAGCGACACCUGAAAAGGAGGCAAAAGCACCUACCCCAAUCAAGGACGUUGACAAAUUUCAUUUAGCUCAGAAAACAUUGGGCCGGGAACCAAGUCCACCAAAAGAGGUUCUCAGUCCUGAGAAAGAAUCAGAGAAAGAAGCGACAUCUGAAAAGGAACCAAAAGCACCUUCCUCAGACAAGGACAUUAGCAAAUUGCUUAAAGAUGAAAAAACAUUGAAAAAGGAACCAAGUCCACCGAAAGAGGCACUUAGUUCUGAAAAAGUGUCACCGGAAAACGAAACAAAAUCACCUAGUCCUAUCACGGAAAAAGAAAAACUGUCUUUUGCGGAAGAACCAUUGGGCAAGGAACCAAGUCCACUAAAAGAGGUUCUUAGUUCUGAGGAAGAAUCAGAAAAAGAAGCGACACCUGAAAAGAACGCAAAAGCACCUACCCCAGUCAAGGACGAUGACAAAUUGCAUGAAGAUGAAAAACCAUUGGAAAAGGAACCAAGUCCACCAAAAAAAGAACUUAUUUCUGAAAAAGUGUCACCUGAGGAUGACACGAAAUCACCUAUUCUUAUCACGGAAAAAGAAAAACUGCCUGUUGCCGCAGAACCAUUGGGUAAGGAACCAAGUCCAACAAAGGAAGUUCUUAGUCCUAAGAAAGAAUCAGAGCGAGAAGCGACACCUGAAAAGGAGGCAAAAGAACCUACCCCAGUCAAGGACGUUGGCAAAUUGCUUAAAGAUGAAAAAAUAUUGGAAAAGGAACCAAGUCCACCAACAGAGGUACUUAGUUCUGAAAAAGUGUUACCAGAACAGAAGACAAUAUCACCUAGUCCAAUUCCGGAAAAAGAAAACCUGCCUGUUGCUGAAGAACCAUUGGGCAAGGAACCAAGUCCACCAAAAGAGGUACUUAGUUCUGAAAAAGGGUCACCUGAGAAGGAAACGAAAUCACCUAUUCUUAUAACGGAAAAAGAAAAACUGCCUGUUGCCGCAGAACCAUUGGGUAAGGAACCAAGUCCACCAAAGCAGGUUCUUAGUCCUAAGAAAGAAUCAGAGCGAGAAGCGACAACUGAAAAGGAGGCAAAGGAACCUACCCCAGUCAAGGACGUUGGCAAAUUGCUUAAAGAUGAAAAAACAUUAGAAAAGGAACCAAGUCCACCGAAAGAGGUACUUAGUUCUGAAAAAGGGUCAUCUGAGAAGGAAACGAAAUCACCUAUUCUUAUAACGGAAAAAGAAAAACUUUCUGUUGCGGAAGAACCAUUGGGAAAGGAACCAAGUCCAUCAAAAGAGGUUCUCAGCCCUGAGAAAGAAUCAGAGAAAGAAGCGACACCUGAAAAGGAAGCAAAAGCACCUACCCCAGUCAAGGACGGUGGCAAAUUGCUUGAAGCUGAACAACCAUUGGAAAAGGAACCCAGUCCACCGAAAGAGGUACUAAGUUAUAAAAAAUUGUCACCUGAAAAGGAGACAAAAUCACCUAGUCCAAUUACGGAAAAAGAAAACCUGCCUGUUGCCGCAAAACCGUUGGACAAGGAACCAAGUCCACUAAAAGAGGUUCUUAGUUCUGAGGAAGAAUCAGAAAAAGAAGCGUCACCUGAAAAGGAAGCAAAAGCACCUACCCCAGACAAGGACGGUGGCAAAUUGCUUGAAGCUGCAAAACUUUUGGAAAUGGAACCCAUUCCACCGAAAGAGGUACUAAGUUAUGAAAAAUCGUCACCUGAAAAGGAGCCAAAAUCACCUAGUCCAAUUACGGAAAAAGAAAAACUGCCUGUUGCUGAAGAACCAUUGGGCAAGGAACCAAGUCCACCAAAAGAGGUACUUAAUUCUGACAAAGUGUCACCUAAGAAGGACACGAAAUCACCUAUUCUUAUCACGGAAAAAGAAAAACUGUCUGUUGCCGCAGAACGAUUGGGUAAGGAACCAAGUUCACCAAAGGAAGUUCUUAGUCCUGAGAAAGAAUCAGAGAAGGAAGCAACACCUGACAAGGAGAAAAAAGCACCUACCCCAGUCCAGGACGGUGGCAAAUUGCUUGAAGCUGAACAACCAUUGGAAAAGGAACCCAGUCCACCGAAAGAGGUACUAAGUUAUGAAAAAUUGUCACCUGAAAAGGAGACAAAAUCACCUAGUCCAAUUCCGGAAAAAGAAAACCUGCCUGUUGCCGCAAAACCGUUGGACAAGGAACCAAGUCCACUUAAAGAGGUUCUUAGUUCUGAGGAAGAAUCAGAAAAAGAAGCGUCACCUGAAAAGGAAGCAAAAGCACCUACCCCAGUCAAGGACGGUGGCAAAUUGCUUGAAGCUGCAAAACUUUUGGAAAUGGAACCCAUUUCACCGAAAGAGGUACAAAGUUAUGAAAAAUCGUCACCUGAAAAGGAGCCAAAAUCACCUAGUCCAAUUACGGAAAAAGAAAAACUGCCUGUUGCUGAAGAACCAUUGGGCAAGGAACCAAGUCCACCAAAAGAGGUACUUAGUUCUGACAAAGUGUCACCUGAGAAGGAGACGAAAUCACCUAUUCUUAUCACGAAAAAGGAAAAACUGCCUGUUGCCACAGAACCAUUGGGUAAGGAACCAAGUUCACCAAAGGAAGUUCUUAGUCCUGAGAAAGAAUCAGAGAAAGAAGCAACACCUGACAAGGAGAAAAAAGCACCUACCCCAGUCAAGGACGGUGGCAAACUGCUUAAAGCUGAAAAACCAUUAGAAAAGGAACCCAGUCCACCGAACGAGGUACUAAGUUAUGAAAAAUUGUCACCUGAAAAGGAGACAAUAUCACCUAGUCUAAUUACGGAUAAAGAAAAACUGCCUGUUGCUAAAGAACUAUUGGGCAAGGAACCAAUUUCACCAAAAGAGGUUCUUAGUCCUGAAAAAGAAUCAAAGAAAGAAGCGACACCUGACAAGGUGGAAAAAGCACCUACCCCAGUCAAGGACGUUGACAAAUUGCAUUUAGCUCAGAAAACAUUGGGCAAGGAACCAAGUCCACCAAAAGAGGUACUUAGUUCUGACAAAGUGUCACCUGAGAAGGACACGAAAUCACCUAUUCUUAUCACGGAAAAAGAAAAACUUUCUGUUGCGGAAGAACCAUUGGGAAAGGAACCAAGUCCACCAAAAGAGGUUCUUAGUUCUGAGGAAGAAUCAGAAAAAGACGCGACACCUGACAAGGAGGAAAAAGCACCUACCCCAGUCAAGGACGUUGACAAAUUGCGUUUAGCACAGAAAACAUUGGGCAAGGAACCAAGUCCAUCAAAAGAGGUUCUCAGCCCUGAGAAAGAAUCAGAGAAAGAAGCGACACCUGAAAAGGAAGCAAAAGCAACUACCCCAGUCAAGGACGGUGGCAAAUUGCUUGAAGCUGAACAACCAUUGGAAAAGGAACCCAGUCCACCGAAAGAGGUACUAAGUUAUGAAAAAUCGUCACCUGAAAAGGAGCCAAAAUCACCUAGUCCAAUUACGGAAAAAGAAAAACUGCCUGUUGCUGAAGAACCAUUGGGCAAGGAACCAAGGUCGCUAAAAGAGGGACUUAGUUCUGACAAAGUGUCACCUGAGAAAGACAUUAAAUCACCUAUUCUUAUCACGGAAAAAGAAAAACUGCCUUUUGCCGCAGAACCAUUGCGUCAGGAAACAAGUUCACUAAAGGAAGUUCUUAGUCCUGAGAAAGAAUCAGAGAAAGAAGCAACACCUGAAAAGGAAGCAAAAGCACCUACCCCAGUCAAGGACGUUGACAAAUUGCAUUUAGCUCAGAAAACAUCGGGCAAGGAACCAAGUCCACCAAAAGAGGUACUUAGUUCUGACAAAGUGUCACCUGAGAAGGACACGAAAUCACCUAUUCUUAUCACGGAAAAAGAAAAACUUUCUGUUGCGGAAGAACCAUUGGGAAAGGAACCAAGUCCACCAAAAGAGGUUCUUAGUUCUGAGGAAGAAUCAGAAAAAGACGCGACACCUGACAAGGAGGAAAAAGCACCUACCCCAGUCAAGGACGUUGACAAAUUGCAUUUAGCUCAGAAAACAUUGGGCAAGGAACCAAGUCCAUCAAAAGAGGUUCUCAGCCCUGAGAAAGAAUCAGAGAAAGAAGCGACACCUGAAAAGGAAGCAAAAGCAACUACCCCAGUCAAGGACGGUGGCAAAUUGCUUGAAGCUGAACAACCAUUGGAAAAGGAACCCAGUCCACCGAAAGAGGUACUAAGUUAUGAAAAAUCGUCACCUGAAAAGGAGCCAAAAUCACCUAGUCCAAUUACGGAAAAAGAAAAACUGCCUGUUGCUGAAGAACCAUUGGGCAUGCAACCAAGGUCGCCAAAAGAGGAACUUAGUUCUGACAAAGUGUCACCUGAGAAAGACACAAAAUCACCUAUUCUUAUCACGGAUAAAGAAAAACUGCCUGUUGCUAAAGAACCAUUGGGCAAGGAACCAAUUUCACCAAAAGAGGUUUUUAGUCCUGAGAAAGAAUCAGAGAAAGAAGCUACACCUGACAAGGAGAAAAAACCACCUACCCCAGUCAAGGACGUUGACAAAUUGGAUUUAGCUCAGAAAACAUUGGGCAAGGAACCAAGUCCACCAAAAGAGGUUCUCAGUCCUGAGAAAGAAUUAGAGAAAGAAGCGACACCUGAUACUGAGGCAAAAGAACCUACCCCAGUCAAGGACGUUGGUAAAUUGCAUGAAGCUGAAAAACCAUUGGAAAAGGAACCAAGUCCACCGAAAGAGGUACUUUGUUCUGAAAAAGGGUCACCGGAAAAGGAGACAAAAUCACCUAGUCCAAUCACUGAAAAAGAAAAACUGCCUCUUGCUGAAGAACCAGUGGAAAAGGAACAAAGUCCACCAAAAGAGGUUCCUAGGCCUAAGAAAGAAUUAGAGAUAGAAACGACACCUGAAAAGGAGGCAAAAGCACCUUCCCCAGACAAGGACGUUAGCAAAUUGCAUGAAGCUGAAAAACCGUUGGAAAAGGAACCAAGUCCACCCAAAGAGGCACUUAGUUCUGAAAAAGUGUCCCCGGAAAAGGAGACAAAAUCACCUAGUCCAAUCACUGAAAAAGAAAAACUGUCUCUUGCUGAAGAACCAUUGGGCAAGGAACCAAGUCCAAAGGAGGCAAAAGCACCUACCCCAGUCAAGGACGUUGGCAAAUUGCAUGAAGCUAAAAAACCUUUGGAAAAGGAACCAAGUCCACCGAAAGAGGUAGUUAGUUUUGAAAAAGUGUCACCGGAAAUGAAGACACAAUCACUAAGUCCUUUUACGGAAAAGGAAAAACUGCAUGUUGCUGAUAAAACUUUGGGUAAGGAACAAAGUCCACCAAAAGAUGUUCUUAGUCCUGAGAAAGAAUCAGAGAAAAAAGCUAUACCUGAAAAGGAGACAAAAGCACCUACCCCAGUCAAGGACAUUGGCAAAUUGCAUGAAGCUAAAAAACCUUUGGAAAAGGAACCAAGUCCACCGAAAGAGGUACUAAGUUCUGAAAAAGGGUCACCGGAAAAGGAGACAAAAUCACCUAGUCCAAUCACGGAAAAAGAAAAUCUGUCUGUUGCUGAAGAACCAUUGGGCAAGCAACCAAGUCCACCAAAGGAGGUUCCUAGGCCUAAGAAAGAAUCAGAGCAAGAAGUAACACCUGAAAAGGAGGCAAAAGAACCUACCUCAGUCAAAGACGUUGGCAAAUUGCGUGAAGCUGAAAUACCUUUGGAAAAGGAACCAAGUCCACCGAAAGAGGUACUUAGUUCUGAAAAAGGGUCACCGGAAAAGGAGACAAAAUCACCUAGUCCAAUCACUGAAAAAGAAAAACUGCCUCUUGCUGAAGAACCAUUGGAAAUGGAACCAAGUCCACCGAAAGAGGUACUAAGAACUGAAAAAGAGUCACCGGGAAAGGAGACAAAAUCACCUUGUCCAAUCACGGAAAAAGAAAAUCUGUCUGAUGCUGAAGAACCUUUGGGCAAGGAACCAAGUCCACCUAAGGAGGUUCUUAGUCCUGAGAAAGAAUCAGAGCGCGAAGCGAAACCUGAAAAGGAGGCAAAAGAACCUACCCCAGUCAAGGACGUUGGCGAAUUGCAUGAAACCGAAAAAGCAUUGGAAAAGGAACCAAGUCCACCGACAGACGUACUUAGUUUUGAAAAAGUGUCACCGGAAAAGGAGACAAAAUCACCUAGUCCAAUCACUGAAAAAGAAAAACUGCCUCUUGCUGAAGAACCAUUGGGCAAGGAACCAAGUCUACCAAAGGAGGUUCCUAGGCCUAAGAAAGAAUCAGAGCGAGAAGAAACACCUGAAAAGGAGGCAAAAGAACCUACCUCAGUCAAGGCCGUUAGCAAAUUGCAUGAAUCUCCGAAAACACUGGAAAAGGAACCAAGUACACCGAAAGAGGUACUUAGUUCUGAAAAAGAGUCACCAGGAAAGGAGACAAAAUCACCUCGUCCAAUCACGGAAAAAGAAAAUCUGUCUGUUGCUGAAGAACCUUUGGGCAAGGAACCAAGUCCACCUAAGGAGGUUCUUGGUCCUGAGAAAGAAUCAGAGCGAGAAGCGACACCUAAAAAGGAGGCAAAAGAAACUACCCCAGUCAAGGACGUUGGCGAAUUGCAUGAAACCGAAAAAGCAUUCGAAAAGAAACCAAGUCCACCGAAAGACGUACUUAGUUCUGAAAAAGUGUCACCGGAAAAGGAGACAAAAUCACCUAGUCCAAUCACUGAAAAAGAAAAACUGCCUCUUGCUGAAGAACCAUUGGAAAAGGAACAAAGUCUACCGAAAGAAGUCGUUAGUUCUGAAAAAGUAUCACCUGAAAAUGAAACCAAAUCACCUAGUCCAAUCAUGGAAAAAGAAAAACUGCCUGUUGCUGAAGCACCAUUGGGCAAAGAAAUAAGUCCACCAAAAGAGCUUCUUAGUCCUGAGAAAGAAUCAGAGAAAAAAACGACACCUGAAAAGGAGGCAAAAGCACCUACCCCAGACAAGGACGUUAGCAAAUUGCAUGAAGCUGAAAAACCAUUGGAAAAGGAACCAAGUCCACCCAAAGAGGCACUUAGUUCUAAAAAAGGGUCACCGGAAAAUGAGAAAAAAUCACCUAGUCCAAUAUUGGAAAAAGAAAAACUGCCUGUUGCUGAAGAACCAUUGGGCAAGGAACCAAGUCCACCAAAGGAGGUUCCUGGGCCUAAGAAAGAAUCAGAGCGAGAAGUAACACCUGAAAAGGAGGCAAAAGAACCUACCUCAGUCAAGGACGUUGGCAAAUUGCAUGAAUCUCCGAAAACAUUGGAAAAGGAACCAAGUUCACAGAAAGAGGUACUUAGAUCUGAAAAAGUGUCCCCGGAAAAGGAGGCAAAAGCACCUACCCCAGACAAGGACGUUAGCAAAUUGCAUGAAGCUGAAAAACCGUUGGUAAAGGAACCAAGUCCACCCAAAGAGGCACUUAGUUCUGAAAAAGUGUCCCCGGAAAAGGAGACAAAAUCACCUAGUCCAAUCACUGAAAAAGAAAAACUGCCUGUUGCUAAAGAACAAUUGGUAAUGGAACCAAGUCCACCGCAAGUAGUACUUAGUUCUGAAAAAAUAUCACCUGAAAAGGAGACAAAAUCACCUAGUCCAAUCACUGAUAAAGAAAAACUGCCUAAUGCUGAAGAACCAUUGGAAAAGGAACCAAGUCCACCAAAAGAGGUUCUUAGUCCUGAGAAAGAAUCAGAGCGAGAAGCGACACCUAAAAAGGAGGCAAAAGCACCUACCCCAGACAAGGACGUUGGCGAAUUGCAUGAAGCUGAAAAACCAUUGGAAAUGGAACCAAGUCCACCGAAAGAGGUACUUAGUUCUGAAAAAGAGUCACCGGGAAAGGAGACAAAAUCACCUAGUCCAAUCACGGAAAAAGAAAAUCUGUCUGUUGCUGAAGAACCUUUGGGCAAGGAACCAAGUCCACCAAAGGAGGUUCCUAGUCCAAAGAAAGAAUCAGAGCGAGAAGCAACACCUGAAAAGGAGGCAAAAGAACCUACAUUAAUCAAGGACGUUGGCAAAUUGCAUGAAUCUCUGAAAACAUUGAAAAAGGAAUCAAGUCCACCGAAAGAGGUACUAAGUUCUGAAAAAGUGUCACCUGAAAAGGAGACCAAAUCACCUAGUCCUAUCACGGAAAAAGAAAAACUGCGUGGUUCUGAAGAACCAUUGGGCAAGGAACCAACUCCACCUAAGGAGGUUCUUAGUCCUGAGAAAGAAUCAGAGCGAGAAGCGACACCUGAAAAGGAGGCAAAAGAACCUACCCCAGUCAAGGACGUUGGCGAAUUGCAUGAAACCGAAAAAGCAUUAGAAAAGGUACCAAGUCCACCGAAAGAGGUACUUAGUUCUGAAAAAGUGUCACCUGAAAAGGAGACAAAAUCACCUAGUCCAAUCACGGAAAUAGAAAAUCUGUCUGGUGCUGAAGAACCAUUAGGCAAGGAAUCAAGUCCACCAAAUGAGGUUCUUAGUCCUAAGAAAGAAUACGAGCGAGAAGCGACACCUGAAAAGGAGGCAAAAGAACCUACCCCAGUCAAGGCCGUUGGCAAAUUGCAUGAAGCUGAAAAACCAUUGGAAAUGGAACCAAGUCCACCGAAAGAGGUACUUAGUUCUGAAAAAGAGUCACCGGGAAAGGAGACAAAAUCACCUAGUCCAUUAACGGAAAAAGAAAAUCUGUCUGUUGCUGAAGAACCUUUGGGCAAGGAACCAAGUCCACCAAAGGAGGUUCCUAGUCCAAAGAAAGAAUCAGAGCGAGAAGCAACACCUGAAAAGGAGGCAAAAGAACCUACCUUAAUCAAGGACGUUGGCAAAUUGCAUGAAUCUCUGAAAACAUUGAAAAAGGAAUCAAGUCCACCGAAAGAGGUACUUAGUUCUGAAAAAGUGUCACCUGAAAAGGAGACAAAAUCACCUAGUCCUAUCACGGAAAAAGAAAAACUGCGUGGUUCUGAAGAACCAUUGGGCAAGAAACCAACUCCACCUAAGGAGGUUCUUAGUCCUGAGAAAGAAUCAGAGCGAGAAGUGACACCUGAAAAGAAGGCAAAAGAACCUACCCCAGUCAAGGAUGUUGGCGAAUUGCAAGAAACCGAAAAAGCAUUGGAAAAGGAACCAAGUCCACCGCAAGACGUACUUAGUUCUGAAAAAGUGUCACCAGAAAAUGAGACAAAAACACCUAGUCCAAUCACUGAAAAAGAAAAACUGCCUCUUGCUGAAGAACCAUUGGAAAAAGUACCAAGUCCACCGAAAGAGGUACUUAGUUCUGAAAAAGUGUCACCUGUAAAGGAGACAAAAUCACCUAGUCCAAUCACGGAAAUAGAAAAUCUGUCUGGUGCUGAAGAACCAUUAGGCAAGGAACCAAGUCCACCAAAUGAGGUUCUUAGUCCUAAGAAAGAAUCACAGCGAGAAGCGACACCUGAAAGGGAGGCAAAAGAACCUACCCCAGUCAAGGCCGUUGGCAAAUUGCACGAAGCUGAAAAACCAUUGGAAAAGGAACCAAGUCCACCGCAAGAGGUACUUAGUUCUAAAAAAGGGUCACCGGAAAAGGAAAAAAAAUCACCUAGUCCAAUCACGGAAAAAGAAAAUCUGUCUGUUAAUGAAGAACCUUUGGGCAAGGAACCAAGUCCACCAAAGGAGGUUCCUAGUCCAAAGAAAGAAUCAGAGCGAGAAGCAACACCUGAAAAGGAGGCAAAAGAACCUACCUUAAUCAAGGACGUUGGCAAAUUGCAUGAAUCUCCGAAAACAUUGAAAAAGGAAUCAAGUCCACCGAAAGAAGUACUAAGUUCUGAAAAAGUGUCACCUGAAAAGGAGACAAAAUCACCUAGUCCUAUCACGGAAAAAGAAAAACUGCGUGGUUCUGAAGAACCAUUGGGCAAGGAACCAACUCCACCUAAGGAGGUUCUUAGUCCUGAGAAAGAAUCAGAGCGAGAAGCGACACCUACACCUAAAAAGGAGGCAAAAGCACCUACCCCAGACAAGGACGUUAGCAAGUUGCAUGAAGCUGAAAAACCAUUGGAAAAGGAACCAAGUCCACCGAAAGAGGUACUUAGUUCUGAAAAAGUGUCACCGGAAAAGGAGAAAAAAUCACUUAGUCCAAUCAUGGAAAAAGAAAAACUGCCUGUUGCUGAAGAACCAUUGGAAAAGGAACCAAGUCUACCAAAGGAGGUUCUUAGUCCUGAGAAGGAAUCAGAGAAAGAAACGACACCUGAAAAGGAGGCAAAAGCACCUACCCCAGACAAGGACGUUAGCAAAUUGCAUGAAGCUGAAAUACCAUUGGAAAAGGAACCAAGUCCACCCACAGAGGCACUUAGUUCUGAAAAAGUGUCCCCGGAAAAGGAGACAAUAUCACCUAGUCCAAUCACUGAUAAAGAAAAACUGCCUGUUGCUAAAGAACAAUUGGUAAUGGAAUUAAGUCCACCGCAAGAGGUACUUAGUUCUGAAAAAGUGUCACCGGAAAAGGAGAAAAAAUCACCUAGUCCAAUCAUGGAAAAAGAAAAACUGCCUGUUGCUGAAGAACCAUUGGGCAAGGAAACAAGUCCACUAAAAGAGGUUCUUAGUCCUGAGAAAGAAUCAGAGAAAGAAGCGACACCUGAAAAGGAGGCAAAAGCACCUACCCCAGUCAAGGACGUUAGCAAAUUGCAUGAAGCUGAAAAACCAUUGGAAAAGGAACCAAGUCCACCCAAAGAGGCACUUAGUUAUGAAAAAGUGUCCCCGGAAAAGGAGACAAUAUCACCUAGUCCAAUCACUGAUAAAGAAAAACUGCCUGUUGCUAAAGAACAAUUGGUAAUGGAAUUAAGUCCACCGCAAGAGGUACUUAGUUCUGAAAAAACAUCACCUGAAAAGGAGACAAAAUCACCUAGUCCAAUCACUGAUAAAGAAAAACUGCCUAAUGCUGAAGAACCAUUGGAAAAGGAACCAAGUCCACCAAAAGAGGUUCUUAGUCCCGAAAAAGAAUCAGAGGAAGAAGCGACACCUGAAAAGGAGACAAAAUUACCUAGUCCAAUCAUGGAAAAAGAAAAUCUGCCUAUUGCUGAAGAACCAUUAGGAAAGGAAACAAGUCCACCAAAAGAGGUUCCUAAUCCUGAGAAAGAAUCAGAGAAAGAAGCGACAUCUGAAAAGGAGGCAAAAGCACCUACCCCAGUCAAGGACGUAAGCAAAUUGCAUGAAGCUAAAGAACAAUUGGUAAUGGAAUUAAGUCCACCGCAAGAGGUACUUAGUUCUGAAAAAGUGUCACCUGAAAAGGAGACAAAAUCACCUAGUUCAAUCACUGAUAAAGAAAAACUGCCUGUUGCUGAAGAACCAUUGGGCAAGAAAACAAGUGCAGCAAAAGAGGUUCUUAGUCCUGAGAAAGAAUCAGAGAAAGAAGCGACAUAUGAAAAGGAGGCAAAAGCACCUACCCCAGUCAAGGACGUAAGCAAAUUGCAUGAAGCUGAAAAACCAUUGGAAAAGGAACCAAGUCCACCCAAAGAGGCACUUAGUUAUGAAAAAGUGUCACCGGAAAAGGAGACAAAAUCACCUAGUCCAAUCACUGAUAAAGAAAAACUGCCUGUUGCUAAAGAACAAUUGGUAAUGGAACCAAGUCCACCGCAAGUAGUACUUAGUUCUGAAAAAAUAUCACCUGAAAAGGAGACAAAAUCACCUAGUCCAAUCACUGAUAAAGAAAAACUGCCUAAUGCUGAAGAACCAUUGGAAAAGGAACCAAGUCCACCAAAAGAGGUUCUUAGUCCCGAAAAAGAAUCAGAGGAAGAAGCGACACCUGAAAAGGAGACAAAAUCACCUAGUUCAAUCACUGAUAAAGAAAAACUGCCUGUUGCUGAAGAACCAUUGGGCAAGGAAACAAGUGCAGCAAAAGAGGUUCUUAGUCCUGAGAAAGAAUCAGAGAAAGAAGCGACACCUGAAAAGGAGGCAAAAGCACCUACCCCAGUCAAAGACGUUAGCAAAUUGCAUGAAGCUGAAAAACCAUUGGAAAAGGAGCCAAGGCCACCAAAAGAGGCACUUAGUUCUGAAAAAGUGUCACCGGAAAAGGAGACAAAAUCACCUAGUCCAAUCACUGAUAAAGAAAAACUGCCUGUUGCUAAAGAACAAUUGGUAAUGGAACCAAGUCCACCAAAAGAGGUUCUUAGUCCCGAAAAAGAAUUAGAGAAAGAAGCGACACCUGAAAAGGAGACAAAAUUACCUAGUCCAAUCAUGGAAAAAGAAAAUCUGCCUAUUGCUGAAGAACCAUUAGGAAAGGAAACAAGUCCACCAAAAGAGAUUCCUAGUCCUGAGAAAGAAUCAGAGAAAGAAGCGACACCUGAAAAGGAGGCAAUAGCACCUACCCCAGUCAAGGACUCUAGCAAAUUGCAUGAAGCUGAAAAACCUUUGGAAAAGGAACCAAGUCCACCGAAAGAGGCACUUCGUUCUGAAAAAGUGUCCCCGGAAAAGGAGACAAAAUCACCUAGUCCAAUCACUGAUAAAGAAAAACUGCCUGUUGCUAAAGAACAAUUGGUAAUGGAACCAAGUCCACCGCAAGAGGUACUUAGUUCUGAAAAAAUAUCACCUGAAAAGGAGACAAAAUCACCUAGUCCAAUCACUGAUAAAGAAAAACUGCCUAAUGCUGAAGAACCAUUGGAAAAGGAACCAAGUCCACCAAAAGAGGUUCUUAGUCCCGAAAAAGAAUCAGAGGAAGAAGCGACACCUGAAAAGGAGACAAAAUCACCUAGUUCAAUCACUGAUAAAGAAAAACUGCCUGUUGCUGAAGAACCAUUGGGCAAGGAAACAAGUGCAGCAAAAGAGGUUCUUAGUCCUGAGAAAGAAUCAGAGAAAGAAGCGACAUUUGAAAAGGAGGCAAAAGCACCUACCCCAGUCAAGGACGUAAGCAAAUUGCAUGAAGCUGAAAAACCAUUGGAAAAGGAGCCAAGGCCACCAAAAGAGGCACUUAGUUCUGAAAAAGUGUCACCGGAAAAGGAGACAAAAUCACCUAGUCCAAUCACUGAUAAAGAAAAACUGCCUGUUGCUAAAGAACAAUUGGUAAUGGAACCAAGUCCACCGCAAGAGGUACUUAGUUCUGAAAAAAUAUCACCUGAAAAGGAGACAAAAUCACCUAGUCCAAUCACUGAUAAAGAAAAACUGCCUAAUGCUGAAGAACCAUUGGAAAAGGAACCAAGUCCACCAAAAGAGGUUCUUAGUCCCGAAAAAGAAUCAGAGGAAGAAGCGACACCUGAAAAGGAGACAAAAUCACCUAGUUCAAUCACUGAUAAAGAAAAACUGCCUGUUGCUGAAGAACCAUUGGGCAAGGAAACAAGUGCAGCAAAAGAGGUUCUUAGUCCUGAGAAAGAAUCAGAGAAAGAAGCGACACCUGAAAAGGAGGCAAAAGCACCUACCCCAGUCAAAGACGUUAGCAAAUUGCAUGAAGCUGAAAAACCAUUGGUAAAGGAACCAAGUCCCCCCAAAGAGGCACUUAGUUCUGAAAAAGUGUCCCCGGAAAAGGAGACAAAAUCACCUAGUCCAAUCACUGAUAAAGAAAAACUGCCUGUUGCUAAAGAACAAUUGGUAAUGGAACCAAGUCCACCGCAAGAGGUACUUAGUUCUGAAAAAAUAUCACCUGAAAAGGAGACAAAAUCACCUAGUCCAAUCACUGAUAAAGAAAAACUGCCUGUUGCUGAAGAACCAUUGGAAAAGGAACCAAGACCACCAAAAGAGGUUCUUAGUCCCGAAAAAGAAUUAGAGAAAGAAGCGACACCUGAAAAGGAGACAAAAUUACCUAGUCCAAUCAUGGAAAAAGAAAAUCUGCCUAUUGCUGAAGAACCAUUAGGAAAGGAAACAAGUCCACCAAAAGAGAUUCCUAGUCCUGAGAAAGAAUCAGAGAAAGAAGCGACACCUGAAAAGGAGGCAAAAGCACCUACCCCAGUCAAGGACUCUAGCAAAUUGCAUGAAGCUGAAAAACCUUUGGAAACAGAACCAAGUCCACCGAAAGAGGCACUUCGUUCUGAAAAAGUGUCACCGAAGAAGGACAAACAAUUGGGAAAGGAACGAAGUCCACCGAAAGAGUUUCUUAGUCCUGAAAAAGAAUCAGAGAAAGAAGCGACACCUGAAAAGGAGACAAAAUCACCAAGUCCAUCAAAGGAUGUUCUUUUACCCGAAAAAUUAUCCUCUAAAGAGGUGGUUUUGACGGAAGCAUCCACAUUUUUAGAGAAAUCACAAGAUGAUAAAAUUCAUGGUCUAGAUAAUUUAGAAAAGAGAUCUGAAAAAGAAGAAAAUGAGUUUGAAGGUUUUGAGUUAUUCGAUGAUCCAGUUGAGGAGACCAAAAUAGAUACAAUUUCGAUAACAGAAAAUGGUAUCCCAGUAAAAAGAAAGUGCAUUGUAAAGAAAGUAACAAAAUGUUGUUAUAAUCAAUCAAAGGAAGUCAAACGGGUAAAAGUAACGGUUACUACGACCACUGAAGAUGAAUACCCUGACGGUAAUGUACGUAUUAAUACAAAUGAAGAAAUUUCAGUCGUCGAUGAAUUUUUCCAUACAAAAGUUUUGCUCGAAAAACUUAACGAACAGAAAGUGUCUACAAAGGAAGUAGAGAAAUAUCAAGAAAAAUAUAUCAAUGAAAAAGAAUCAGCUCAAUUAAAUGGACAUUAUUCAUCCGGAGAUUCCGCAAUUAAAAUAAGUCACCGUGAAACUGAAAUUUGCCAAAGUCGAGAUAUGAAUAUUAUUAAACCUAUAGAAAAACGCGAUGAACCAGAUCGAUUCCAUGAUUUAAAUAAAAUGGGUGGUUCCCAACAUCUGCCAUCACACAAAGAAACUCACGAUGAAAUUAACAGAAACUUAAGAACAUCCACUCAGACCAAAUCAGUCAUGGAUACAGAACAAAUGUUACACGAGGAAAGAACUCUUACAUCUCAAAAUGUAAGUGAUUUGAAGAAAACUACAGAUUCGAUAUCCAAAUGCGAUUUAGUUAAAAAUAUUACGUCUUUAUCAGAAGGGUACUAUGCUGAAGACAAAAAUGUAUCAAAAACAAUAGAUCAUAGUAGCUCAGAGGAUAUUUCAAAAGAAACAAGCUUAGAAGAAAAAUAUUCAUUUGAAAGAAGCGAGAAGAGUGAAAAGGAAUUAGUAAAAACAGUAAAAAAAUAUGAUGAAAUUGGCUCUACCAAAAUUGAUUCCAAAGCUUUUGAUUCAAGUUUCCCUUCGACUACUACAGCCAUUGAUUUUGAGUUAUCUAAAGAUGAUAUUAUAGUAUCAGAAGCUUCUGAUUCAGGAGUACAUAGUAUUUUGAAUGAGAAUGACGAGUUAAUUCCAGCUGUUAGCUCACAUUUGCCAACAGAUAAUGCAAAACAAUUGAUGUCUUCAAUUCAAAAAGCUUUUAGUGAAGAUAUGGUACAACAGGGAAUAAAAACAGAAAGUGUGGAGGCUUCUAUAGUAUGCCUUGACAUCGAAAGAGUAUCUACUCCUCCUACAGUUCCUGUCAGUCCAUUACCUAAAAUACCCAGUAAUUUCCAAGAUAUUAAAAUGAGUGACGGAGUUCAAAGUGAAGUUACGUAUGACAAAACCGAUGGUACCGAAGAAACUAUUACAAAAGUUGUACACGUUGGAGAUGACGUACUGACCCAAAAAAUAUCAACGUCUACUGAAAAAGUUCCCAAGUCAACAAAGUCUGACUACGAAAAAGAUGAAACCACUGAUCACUCAUCUUUGUUGGAAACAGUAGGAAAAAUUAAAACUGAAACCGAUACUGUGACAAAAAUAAUUAAAGAGGGUGAAAAUGUAGUAACGCAAACAAUAACUACAGUCACUACAAAAGAAGUUAUUUCUAGGGAAGAUGGAACACCACAAAAUGUUAAAACUACUAUUGAAACAACGACUUUGAGUAAAAGUACAGAUGGCUCUACAACUACUACCAAAGAUACUCAAACCCUUCUUUCAGAAUGCUCUUCUAGUCUUAAAUCUACCUCGUUAAUGGAUGUAUAUGCAAAAGACAGCAAAUUAGAUAAGUUGUACCUCGACAGCGACGAGAAAAUUGAUUCUAGCUCGCAGUUAAAAGAUGAAGAUGAAACAAUUACUCGUAUAGAUUACAUGUCAUUUAAAGAUAUUGCAAAGAUGAACCACGCUUUGCAAGGAGAUUAUUUUGUAGAUUCUGAUGAUUCUGAUGAUAAUAUUGAAGAUACAACUAUUAACACUGAUGUUAGUAAACGAAUAAUUAAAGAUAAUAAUAUUGAUAUUGUUGAAACUAUUACUACAAUCACCAAAACAGAAACUAUUCGUGUUGAUGAAGAUAAAAAAAUUAUAAAAACAACAAUAGAAACAAACACAGCAAAAGAGCGGCCAGAUGGGUUUCAAGAUGUUCAAAAAAAUGUAGAAGUCAAAACAGAAGAAGUGCUGGUUGAUUCUGGUGAUAGUGAUCUCGAAAAAAUCUUGUGUGAAUUUCUCUUGUAUGGAAAUCCUGAAAAAAGUUUUUCAUCUAAAUCAGAAGAAAUUAUUAUAGAUGGCAUCAUUGUUAAGAGAACAAUUCUCACCAAAACUAUUAAGACACAUUACGCCGAUAGUAAUGGGAAAGUACAAAAAAUUAAAACUGUAACUACUGUUACUACUACAGAUGAAUUUCCAGAUGGCUCAUCUCGUACUAAUAUUGAUUGUAGCACAAAUUUAACAGAUGUAGAUGAUACUGAUGUAAUUGAAACAACAACACUUACUGAUUAUACAAUUCUAGAGGACCAGACUGUUGACGUUUAUAAACAAGAAAAGAAUAUUAUUAUUGAUGGAAAAAACGUUCAUCAAGUAAUUAUAACAAAAGUAAUUACUGAAUUACUAGCCAAUAAAGAGCGAUCCAAGAAAAAAGUAAAAACGAAAACUAAAACCACCACUGAAUCAACAUUUCCCGACGGAAGGACUGAAGUCACUAAGGAGUCUAAGGUGACGAUUUCGGAUUACGGUCCUAACAUAAAGGAAGAUUUACCUGAAGGAUUUGAACCUUCAGAAGAGCCAAAAGUUGAGAUUAAUGAAGAAAUAGAAACUGUCACAGAAAAUGGUAUUACUAUUCGAAGAAAAACUAUUGUAACUGUCACUAAACAAGAAUAUCGUAAUGAUCUUAAAAAUUUAAAACGAAUUAAAAUAACAACGAAAACCGUAGUAGAAGAUGAGCAUCCCGAUGGAUCCGUUAUCACAAAGACUAGUGAAAAAAUUUCUACCAGUGAUGAAGUUUUAAACACCGGCUCAGUAGAACAAAAACACGAAGAAAUGGUUUCCGAGAAACCAAAACUUCACCCUGAAGAAGAUUGCAGCCACAUUGCAGAAGUGCUAAAAGAACUUGUUAUAUUCGGUGAUCCUGAAGAAAGUGAAACAAGCGAUGUUAAAGAGAUAAAACAUGAGGAACUAGUCAUAAAUAGGACCAUUAUUACGAAAAUAGUAAAAACAAAAUAUGCAGAUGACCAUGGCACGGUAAAAAAAAUACAAACUUUAACUACUAUUACUACAACAGAUAAAUAUCCAGAUGGUUCCUCACGUAUCAGUGUAGAGAAAAGACAAUCAAUUGAUGAUAUCGAUGAGAAAGGUUCAAGGCAACCCGAAGAACUUGUGGAAUUUUCUAUAUUAAUUGAUAAAAUUGUAGAUGUUGAUAAUCAACAGAAGACUGUUAUAAGGGAUGGCAAUAAAGUCAAUCAAAUAAUUAACAUAAUGACUACAAAAGAAGUAUUAGCUACGAAACAAAAAGACAAGAAAAUAGUGAAAACAACAACUGAAACUGUAACUGAAACUAAACUGCCAAAUGGAAUCACCGAGGUAACAAAAGACAUUAAAGUUGCUGUCACUGAUUAUAAUGACGAUUUAUUUGAUGAAAAUCUAAUAGGGUUCACACAAAUCGGGGAGCCAAAUAUUCAAACAAGUACUGAGAUGGAUGAACUUAUCGAAGAUGGUGUACCAAUUAAAAGGAAGAAAACGGUUAGCACUAUUAAAGAAGAAUAUGAAAAUACAAAAAUAAGAUCUAGGAAAGUUAAAACAACCAUCAAAACAACUAUUGAAGAUGAAUACCCUGAUGGGUCAGUUAUUACAAAGAAAAGUGAAAAAGUUUCUAUUGGUGAUUUUUUGCUUAAAUCUCCUUCCAUUCAAGAUGAAGUUACCGAAGUUUCAGAAUCAUAUAUUGGGGAAAGUGAAAUAGUCGAAGAUACCUCUGAGGAUUCUGUUAUUAAAAAUGAAAUAGUACAAAAAGGAAAUUUAGAAAUAAAACGCACAAUUACGACAAAAACUAAAAGAGAAAUUCUAGCAAGUUCUGAUAAAGAUAUUGAACGUACCAGAACUACAAUAGAAACAAUAACAGACGAUGAGUAUCCACAUGGCGUAAUAGAAACUACGAAAGAUAUAAAAAUUACUAUUUCAGAAUCACAGAAAACUUAUGACAGUGAUUUGCAAGCAGCUCUUUUAGGACUUAAACCCACUGGUAAAGUUAAAUCAUCAGUUGAUAAGAUGACAAAGGUUAUAUUUACAGAUGAUUCCAAAAAGAUAAAUCAAACAAUUACAACCUAUAUCAAUAAAGAAGAAAUGAUAAACAAUGAUAAUAAUCAAAUCGCUGUGAAAACCGUCACAGAAACCGUAACAGAAAAUGCAAAUGAAGAUGGUACUACACAGAUAAACAAUGAUAUAAGUACACAAGUUACUUAUCUUCCACAAGGUACGGGGUUGGAUGAUUGGUCUCCAGAAGAAUUGGAAGAAAUUGAAAAACAAUCAUUACUGCGGUGUGAUUCUGCAAAAGAUAAAAAAGAUGAAAAACGAGCAAUCAAUCAGUUAGAUUUAGAAAAGAAAGUUGAAUCACAAUCUGAUAGUGUAGGGAAAAAACGAUCUCCUGUUGGAGAAAUAACUACUGAAACUGAUACAUUUACUAAAGUAAUUAAAGAUGGUGACAGUGAAAUAACACAAACAAUUACAGUAGUUACAACAAAGGAAGUAAUAAGUCCUGAAAAAAUUAAAGUAACUGUGGAAACUACAACGGUGAGCAAGGGUAGCGAUGGUGUAACGAAAACAACGAAAUCCACUAAAACUACUAUUUCUGAAAUUAGAGAAGAAUUUGAAGAGAUAAUAGAUACGGGUGAAAGCGAAAAAUCUUUUUCCAAGCUCUCUUCCAAAACUGGUGAUUUCAGAAGUUCGUCUGCAGCCAGCGAUGAUUUAGAUCAUCCCGGCAUAUCGACACCACCGUCUGAUAUAAGUUCAAGAGAAUCACGAGCUGCUACGCACAUUUGGGGUACAGAAAGUAGUGGGGUGUAUUAUAGUGAUGAUGAUGGACAAGCCAGUCCAAGUAGUACGAAGUCUCAAAUAGCGCAUUCACCUAGAUCCAAUUUGAGUCUUGAAUUAGAUACAAAGUUGCCAUCACAUCGGGAAUCAAGUCAUGAAAUUUUAUCAGGCAAAUCGGUGCUUGACCCAAUGUCAACCUCAGUUUAUGGACAACUGCCCGAUGAUGAUUCCUAUACAUAUUCUACACAUUCUCCGGAGGGGACUGAAGUAUUUCUACUUACAGAAAAGCCACUAACAAAAAUGACCGGUGAUAUUUUGACACAAGAUAAAAUGAAACCUGAGUCAACAAAAGAUGAAAAGAAAACAAUGUCUGAUGCAUCAUUUUUAAAAGAAGCAGAUGAACACUUUGAAAAAGCAAUUGAAGAGCAUAAAAGGGUCAGUGGGUCUCAAGUAAUAUCGAGUGUUACAGGCAAAUAUAAAUUUGAUCAAGAAACCGAUGCUAGACGCCAAGAAUCGAAAAAAGAAGAAAGUUCUUUAAUGCUUCAGGAUGUUAAAGUAGAAUCAAAAAAAUAUCCUCAGGCAAGCUCUUGUACGAGUAAAAAAGAAUCUAAAUCAGAAAAGUCGGAACGCUCAGAAUUAUGCAGCCCUCUUCAAGAUCCAAUCGAAUCUUGGGGAAAGCCAUUAGGCUUACCAAGCCCUAUAUUACCACCACCUAAUCAAAACGAUGGUAAAAGUACACCUAAAAAGCAAUUAGGAAAUGUAACGGUAGCUAAUAAAAAUAAGCUUAAUCAAGAAAAGAGUAAAGAAGUAAAACGAGCUUCUGAAUCACCUAGUAAGAAAAAAGCUCCUGCCCCAAUAUAUAUGGAUUUAACAUAUGUUCCUCAUCAUGGAAAUUCAUACUAUUCUGCCGUCGAAUUCUUUAAAAGAGUCCGCGCACGUUAUUAUGUAUUUUCGGGUACUGAACCAUCAAAAGAAAUUUACAACGCGCUUCUCGAUGCCAAGAAGACAUGGGAAAAUAAAGAUUUAGAAGUAACUAUUAUUCCUACGUACGACACUGACGUUCUUGGCUACUGGGUCACUGAGAACGAGGAAGCCCUGGAAAAAUACAAAAUCGACCUGUCACCUUCGGCUUCCCGCUGCACUAUCAACUUGCAAGAUCACGAAACAUCCUGCGCGGCGUAUAGGCUCGAGUUCUAGGUGUCGGGUCUAUUUGUAGCCUUCUCAUCGAAGAAGUAAAGUCCUUUUGUGUAAAACUAACUACUUUUGAAUGGGGAACCAAGGAGUCAGUUAUUUGUUGUGGGAAGUUUAGGCUGUGAUAGAGAAGCGAGUAUUCAAAAGUAAUUAGGUAUGUAGGACACUUUUCCGCAUGAGAUCGUUUGCAAAUAGAGGCAGUAAAAGACUUUGUGAUAUUUGACUGCAAUGGAACAGACUGCUGUGGAGUUCACCGAAACUACUCGUAGAUUUAAUGACAAGUGUAAAAGUGACAAGUGUUAUAACGACGGUCCAUCGUCGGCUGAACCGACGGAGUCCUUAAGCGUCAACCAAAAAUACUCGACCUAAGAACAAAAACGUCCAUUUUUUUCUAAAACUGUUUUCUAGUAGCGUCAUUGACAAAAAAUAGAACAUGCCAUUAAAAUAUUUUUCUGACAGUAUUUUUGAAUUUGGUCUUAUACAAUCAGUAGUGCUUUUAUACACAACUUUUAGCGAAACCAGUCCAUUUUGUUUAGCCAAAACACUGCUUGUGCGAAAAUCUAAAUUUUUAAAAAAAGUUAUUUUGCUAAUGUAUCGACUUCUAGAUAGACCGUAUUGUUAUACGAGUAAGUAUUCUUCUUGCAAACAAGGCUAAUCAUUCUUUCAGCGGAUCGCUUUAUAAAAGGACGUAAAUAUUUUAAAUUUAAGUCCAAAUACUGAUUUAUAGACGAUAUUUUCAAGGACGAGCGAUAAAUUUCAUCUAAAUUACACAAAUAAUUUUGUAAUAUACGAUUGAAGUUUAAAAAAUACAUAGAUAUUUAAAUAAUUGUCUUAAAAAGACGCUUAUGAACGUCAAACGACUAGCUAGUGCACGUGGCACUACUUGCAUGCAUCAUUAUUAAUUGUAUUGACGUCAUUCUGUUCUAUACUCCUCUAGAAAGGCAAAAAGUUAUAAACGUUAGCUACCUGUUCCUCGCACCAUGGCACAAGGAAUUCCAACGAUUGAAAAAUAAUAAAAUUCCUCAAAAGUUUAUUUUUUCAAUCAAAGGUCACUUGUGUUUAUUGGACCACUAGUUCAUAAUGGACCAAAUUAUUAUUUCUUGAAUGUUAAAGAAAACCUUUUUGCUGCAUAACGUAUAUGGAAAUAAUUGAAAAGUGCCUGUAUUUAAUUAUUUCCAUAUGUUUAUGCUCGAAUGUGUUAUUUUAUUUGAAUGCUACCAAACGAUGGUCAACAUAAAUAAAAGUUUUUUUGUCUUUCUAGAUAACCGAUCAGCCUAAGACGAUAGAGAGCUUACUCCAUAUUGAAUAAAUGUUUUAUUAGAAUUAUGAAUACAAAUAAAACGAUAUAUUUACCUUUGUUUUGAGUUGAAAUCUGCUUGUUGCGUCGAUGACUAUGAUAUAGUUUAAGUGGGUGUUAUUUAAAUUUAACUCAUUCAUGUACUGACACGAAAUGCAAACAGAAUCUCUGAUUUAUAAAUCGUUUUUGGCAUCAGUUAUAUUUUUGAUCUAUGUUCAUGGAAUAUAGUUAAAAUUUCUAGUCGAGUCAAACCCAAAUACCAAUGAACACGUAGUAGUAUUAUAUGUUCCUAUUUGAAUUGAUUUAUAGUAUUUGUCUGUUGUUUUCAAUUUAAUGUAACUACUUACCUACGUGUAGUUUAUAGACUUCCCUUUUAGAAGAAUAUUUGUUUAAAACUUACUAUACUGUUACAUUCAAAUUGUGUGAGAGAAUGUGAUAUUAAUAAAAAUCAUCAAAUUGUACCAUCUAGUCUAGUGUAUUAGGCUGUAAGAGACCUUUACUGGAAUAAAUAUAAACUUUCCUCCUUUCAUUGUUUGCCAAUUCAAGUGAAGAUUUUGAGUCAAUUAAUUUUAAGUCAUCCAUAGUGUUAAGCCGAACUUAAGCCACUCGUCUGUCAUCGCUUUCUUUGCCAAACUUUUCUAACUAUAUAGUAGUUAAAAUAGUGAAAACGAAUCUGAGUAAUUGAUGGCACCAGCACAACGUAACGACAUAAAGUAAUUAAUGCAUUAAAAGAUUCAUAACAUAUAUUGUAUACUAUAAUAAUAUAUUUAUUUUGUAUUGUAACAAUAUUGUGGUGUAUGAAUGUGAAUUUAUUUGAUAGUUAUAUGGAUAUUAUUAAUGAUAUUGAAAUAUGUUAAUUGUGUGUUGGUUGGUGUGAGCACAAUAUAUAUUUUCUUCUGUUUCCGGUUAUGUGAAAUGCUUUUACCAGUUGUGAGUGGGACUAAACAGGGAGAUGAAUGGUUAAGAUUUAAAUGAGGCCCGUCGCCGCUGCACCCUCGGGAGGUCACGCCCUGGCUUGUGUUCUGUUGGCCGCCGACCCCCUGCUGGAAAUGACUUUUGGCUUCCGCUUCUCGCACCCGGCAUUAAGACGCGCUCAGCUGUAAUAUAGUUCUAUGGCGUCUUCCGACUUAACAAUUAUGUGUUCAGUACUCCAGAUUCCGCUAUAGCUUCUCGAUAUCUGCCGAGAGUGCAACGGCCGCGGACUUAGCUUUUUGAGUGUUAGGGGUUUUUCAUUGGCUUUCUCCUCUUAAGCCAGCUACCACCAUUCAGCUGGCUGUAAGCCGGACCCAAAAGUUUACUAUUGUAUUUUAUAGCUAGAACUCUAAUUAAUGCAUAUUAUAUUAGGAAUAUUAAAAAUGUUAUUAAAAUAAGAAUUGUAUCAGCUUAGUGAACAUCAAUAGCUCUGAGAAAUAAAUCAUUAUUAAAAUUAUUAAAUGUUGUAUUCUUGCAGUAUUCACGCUUGCUGGAUUUAUCUUCAGCCAGAUUAAUUACUAUAAGAGUCUAAAAUAUUUUCUAUAUUACAAUAUGCAAAGCGUUUUUGAUUAUUCCGAUAAAACUUUGCCUCUUUUAUUUUUUUUAUUCCUUUUAAAAGUUCUAUUAUAAUUUUCAUUUAGCUUAUGUGUAAACGAAUUAAUUGUAUUUAUUGUUCGAUAUCUAUUAAUUAUGACAUUAAUUUCGUUUUGAAAUGUGAAUGUAUACUCAGGCUAUUUGAUAACCUUAAAGAGAGUUAUGGAUUGUAGUAGAUGGAUAUUCAAGUUUGAAUAGGCUUUGGUGCUAAUAACAGCUAUGCUGGGUGGAUAUGCUGUAUUGUUUUGAUUAUAUAUUUCCUAAAUAACCAAGAAGACUACAGUUUUGUGCAAGCUGAAUGAUAAUUAAGUUUUUAUCAAUAAUUAUCAUAGUCUUAGCUUAUUUCGGGAAUAGCACAUGUGUAACACGCUUAAUGGUUGGGGACUGACUCGCGUUUAUAUUUAGAGCGGAUAUUUAAUUUAACAAUAUAUCUUUCAGAUAUGUAAUUGUAUCAGUUAUUAUACAAUAAGUGUUUAAAAGAAAUAUUAAACGCCUGAAUAAACAUUGCGAAUAAUAUGAGUUGAAUCAUGUUGCUAUUAUAAUAUACAGAGGCGCUAUUUGGUCAGGAACUGUCAAGUUUGAUAUCAUUUAGAAGUCGAGAUUGUGUGCAAACAGCGGUCAAAAUCUUCGAAAAGGAAUACAUUAAUUCAAGUAAACAAACUUUGAUGUUAUUUGCUUGUGACAGAAAGAGACACUUUUACUAACUAGUACUAACUGUAAAACAUCUUCUCUAUAUUCUUUAUAACAACUACAUUAGUUGUAGUUUACAUAGGAAUGUAGUUGAUGGAAUCAAAUUUGACUCCUGAUCUGGGCCAGAACUUACGUAUGUAUUUAAUGUACAUUUAUAUAUCUGCUAUAUUAAUCAAUAUUCAAGCGUUUGAUAAUUUCAAUAAUGAUAUUAAUCCUCACUUGGAUGUUUUAGGUAUUUGUAACGAUUUCUGUAUUAUUGUAAAAGGAUAUAAUAUAAUGACCACUCAUUGUAUCAGUCAUGUCGCUAUUCUCCAUUCAGCGUGUUUGGUGAGGUGUUAGGA
Molecule: messenger RNA, 34392 nt
Organism: Pararge aegeria (speckled wood butterfly)
Lineage: Eukaryota; Metazoa; Arthropoda; Insecta; Lepidoptera; Nymphalidae
Product: microtubule-associated protein futsch-like
Exons: 10
Coding region: 70-30504 (10144 amino acids)
Biological process (GO): regulation of microtubule depolymerization; dendrite development; regulation of apoptotic process
Cellular component (GO): microtubule; cytosol; synapse
Molecular function (GO): microtubule binding; actin binding
Source: RefSeq, a predicted model, not a curated record